Coffea eugenioides is the source of this 1817-nucleotide messenger RNA. RefSeq names its product formin-like protein 7. Bases 46 to 1176 code for a protein of 376 amino acids. NCBI's taxonomy places the organism in Eukaryota, Viridiplantae, Streptophyta, Magnoliopsida, Gentianales, Rubiaceae. The transcript has 7 exons. Gene Ontology annotation, cellular component: transcription repressor complex. The record is from RefSeq and is a predicted model, not a curated record.
CCUGAAAAAUCAAAAUUCCGCGCCACCAAUCUCCUCCCUCCGGAAAUGGCCCUCUCCGCUCCUCCACCACCAGCACCUGAUCCUACUCCGUCGUCGUCCACUACCACCGCCGUUGCCACCACCUCCACCACCACAAGACCUCCAUAUCCCCCAAAUCCCCGAAACCCACCUACUCCUCCUCCUCCUCCGCCUCCUCCUCAUCUCCAUCCCCAUCCACUACACCCUCACCAUUACCCAGCACCUUUUUAUCCCCAGCCGCAUCCCCAUCUAAUAAAUUCCAGACUCCCCGCAAGCCCUAACUCCAAUUAUCCUCCCCCAUCCCAUGAUGUCACCACCACAGCUAAUGCCACCACCACUCUCUACCCUGUAGCUUCCUCCGGCAGAGGGUUUCUUCAAAAACAUCCCCAUUCUUCUGUUCCCGUUAAUAAUUCUAUUAACCCUAAUUCUCAUUUGUACGCAGCUGGGGCAGCUCGUCAAGGGGUUGGGAUUUCGUACCCCAGGCCGUUGUUUGGGUACUCUCAUCCGGAUCCAGGUCUGGUUGCGGUCACGGGAAUGGGUAUGGGUAUGGGGUAUGUUAGUGGUAGGUCCAUCCCCCAUUUGCAGCACCCGGCUGGUGGUGGGGCAACUGUCAUGCCGGGUGUGAUUAAAGGUGUCCCAAUUUCUGCUUCUGCUUCUUCACAGCCUCAACACAAGGUCUCCCUUUCAUCUACUCCAGUUUCUGAUAGUAAUGGCCACAAAGAAAUGAGCUUUUGCAGGGAAAGAGGCAGGGAUGAUUCUUUGGUAACUAUUAGAGAUAGGAAGGUCCGAGUAUCUCAGAGUGCUUCUCUUUAUACCCACUGCCGAUCGUGGCUGAGGAAUGGUUUUCCUGAAGAAAGUCAGCCAAUAAACAUGGAUGCAGCUAGGUCUCUUCCCCGACCUUUGCCAUUACCUGUCCAAGGUAAUGUUUCACCCGUGAAAAAGGACGAUCCUAAGGAAGAAGAGGAGGUAGAAGGAUCUGUGGACAAUUUAACUUCUGAGGAGCUGUUACAAACACAUAUCAAGCGUGCUAAGAGGGUGCGAUCACGAUUAAGAGAAGAAAGACUGCAACGAAUUGCGAGAUACAAAACCAGAUUGGCACUUCUCUUGCCUCUGAUGGUAGAGCAACAAAUGAGAAAUGAUUCAGCCUCUGGGAACUGAAGUGAGCUAUUUGGUCUGACAUCCUCCUAAUCAGAGUUGAGGUUUAGGCCAUUACUAAACAUUAAAAGGGAAUUUUGAUAUGGAGGUUUGUUGAAGCAUUAGAACGUCAAUAUGCUUCUUGAUAAUUUUCAUAUUGCUUUGCAUAGAUGAUAUACUAGACUUUCUACAGCCUUGGCCAUGAAACUGAGUGCUUUACUAGAACAUAGGCGGUAAAGGAUGGACAGCUGAUGAGUUCCUUCUCUGCUGUUGUAAAAUUGAGGGUUUUUCGCUAAAAUAUCAGCUAAUUGGUGAUGUAACAUUGUAACAUUUACAUUCUUUUUCUCCUCAAAUGUGGUAUGGUGUCUCUCGGUAUGUUUGUGUGUGUGUGUGGGUGUUUUGGGGGAGGGUUUUGUUACAACGUAUUAUUGUACUGAUGAAUACGUUGUUACAAUAUGAUUCUUGUAUAUUACCUGAAUCCUGUUGGGUUGUGGGUUGAAAUUGUAACAGGCGUGAAGAAGUUAUGGGCUUGAAGAAAUUUGUUAACCGGGUACCAGUGAGAAAACUGAGAAAAUUCCAGCAUAAGUUGAACUUAAUACAAAUUUUGAAACCUAUGUAAUUUGUAGAUGAUGAAGCUACAUGAAGCUGUAAGGAAUAUGUGUAGA